AAAAGCGAACACAGCUAAAAAAAACUGAACUUUGCUAGAAAUCAAAAAAUGGAUUUAGAGGGCAAAAAUGUGGUUUACGUAGCCGAUUGUGGAGGCUUGGCCUUUGAGACCUGUAAAGUAUUAGUGACCCGCAAUAUAGCGAAAUUGGCCAUUUUACACAGUGUGGAUAAUCCCCAGGCCAUAGCCAAACUUCAAGCUUUAAAUCCUCGCACUCGCAUUUAUUUUUGGAAAUUCUCUUUUACCAUGAGCCGUUCCGAAAUGAAACGUUAUUUUGAGGAGGUCAUUGUACAAAUGGACUGCAUUGAUGUUUUGAUUAAUGGUUCCACUUUGUGCAAGGAGCAAGAUGUUGAUGCUACCAUUAAUGUUAAUCUAAUUACGCCCAUCAAUAUAGUCAGCAUUGUUAUGCCAUUUAUGGAUAAGAGCAAGGAUGGUGGUCGAGGUGGUAUGAUUGUCAAUAUUAAUUCAGUAACGGGUUUGGAUCCCUCGGCAGUGUUUUGUGUUUAUAGUGCAGCCAAGUUUGGUUUGUUGGGUUUUACGAGGAGUUUGGCGCACCCAAUUUAUUACGAUAAAACUGGUGUUGCGGUAGUGGGCAUUUGUUGUGGUCCCACAAAAACGUUUGUACGUCAUACAAUGAAAGCAUUUCUUGAAUAUGGACAAGAGUAUGUGGAUAAAUUAAAAGGGGCACCAUGUCAAGAAACCGCAGUGUGUGCACGCAAUAUAGUACGAGCCAUCGAAAUGGGUUCAAAUGGACAAAUAUGGAUAGCUGACAAUGAACGUUUGGACAUUGUUAAACCACAACUCUAUUGGAAAAUGUCAAACGAACUGCAGGAGUAUAUGGAACAUUAAAGAAAUAUAUGAAAAAUAUAAG
Calliphora vicina (urban bluebottle blowfly) is the source of this 868-nucleotide messenger RNA. Its product is annotated as alcohol dehydrogenase-related 31 kDa protein-like. Gene Ontology annotation, molecular function: oxidoreductase activity. The transcript is spliced from 3 exons. Lineage: Eukaryota; Metazoa; Arthropoda; Insecta; Diptera; Calliphoridae. Gene Ontology annotation, cellular component: cytoplasm. The record is from RefSeq and is a predicted model, not a curated record. The coding region runs from base 49 to 846 and encodes 265 amino acids.